CGGGGCAGCUUGUCGCGGACGACGCACUUUGAGAGCUCUGGAGCUGUGUGGAUGGGAGGCCGGGGAGAGACGCCGCCGGAUCCCAACAAAGCAAAGCUCGGCAAGACUCUGCGAAUCCUCCAAGAACGCCUUCCAACGCUGCUCCAAUCUCCCCUCCCGCAAGACAUCCUCGCCCCCAACAUCUCGCUCCAGCUAUUCCCCUCCACGCAUCCUCACCUUCCCGUCGUCUCCGGCCGAGUCGCCUACGCCGCCGCCCUCUGGACCUCGCCCAUUGCCUGGAACCGCGUGCCCAUCAUCGGCAACGUGAAGCUCGAGAUCCUGGCCGAGCGCAUGACGUCAGAGCCGCUGACUUUCCUGCCCAGACGGGCCGGCGCCACGUCAGAACAGCUCGUUGUGCGCUGGUGCGAGAAGCGCAAGACCAAGGAGAGCAAAUCUGGUGGUGGUGGGAGCUCGUUGCCGUGGCUGAGGCUGGCGAGGGGCGUGGAUCCGAACAAGGCCUUUACGGGGCUGUUCAUCUUCGACUUUGAUGCCGAGGGAAGGAUCUUGACGCAUACCAUUGAGCAGGCGCAGGAGGGCGGCGACUGGGAGAAGGGCGUGGGCGCCAAGUUUGUGGGCCUGACGGAUUGGCUGCUUGGUGGCAUGACGAGGGAUCCUGGCUCUCCGAUACCAAUGUUUGAGAGG
Molecule: messenger RNA, 681 nt
Organism: Trichoderma atroviride IMI 206040
Lineage: Eukaryota; Fungi; Ascomycota; Sordariomycetes; Hypocreales; Hypocreaceae
Source: RefSeq, a predicted model, not a curated record